This is a messenger RNA of Clonostachys rhizophaga, 495 nucleotides long. Lineage: Eukaryota; Fungi; Ascomycota; Sordariomycetes; Hypocreales; Bionectriaceae. The record is from the annotation of a GenBank genome assembly.
AUGCCAUCUGUCGUUCCAGAGUUUGAGGCGGCGAAUGAGAGAUAUGUGGCUUCCUUCACCAAGGGAGAUCUACCCCUCCCGCCUGGCCGCAAGGUCGCUGUUGUAGCAUGUAUGGAUGCUCGACUGGACCCCGCGAAGGCCCUGGGGCUGGAAGAGGGCGACGCCCACGUCAUCCGCAAUGCCGGCGGCCGCACCAUUGACGCUUUGCGCUCGGUCGUCAUCUCGCAGCAAUUGCUGGGCACGCGAGAGAUUGUCAUUGUCCAUCACACGGACUGCGGGAUGCUCACCUUCUCGGAUACCGACAUCAAAGCCAAGAUCCGGGAUGAUCUGAAUGAGAACGCGGACCAUAUCGCGUUUUUACCCUUUGGUGAUUUGAGGAAGAGUGUGCUGGAUGACAUUGAGAUCCUCAAGAAGAGCCCUCUUGUGCUUGAUGUGCCCAUCACCGGGUAUAUUUACGACGUGAAGACCGGCAAGGUGGACAAGGUUAAAGAAUGA